This is a messenger RNA of Lagopus muta (rock ptarmigan), 2123 nucleotides long. Its product is annotated as olfactory receptor 14A16-like. The transcript is spliced from 2 exons. NCBI's taxonomy places the organism in Eukaryota, Metazoa, Chordata, Aves, Galliformes, Phasianidae. The coding region runs from base 1 to 999 and encodes 332 amino acids. The record is from RefSeq and is a predicted model, not a curated record. Gene Ontology annotation, cellular component: membrane. Gene Ontology annotation, biological process: G protein-coupled receptor signaling pathway. Gene Ontology annotation, molecular function: G protein-coupled receptor activity; olfactory receptor activity.
AUGCCCAACAGCAGCUCCAUCAGCCAGUUCCUCCUCCUGGCGUUGGCAGACACGCGGCAGCUGCAGCUCCUGCACUUCUGGCUCUUGCUGGGCAUCUACCUGGCUGCCCUCCUGGGCAACGGCCUCAUCAGCACAGCCGUAGCCUGCCACCACCGCCUGCACACCCCCAUGUACUUCUUCCUCCUCAACCUCGCCCUCCUCGACCUGGGUUGCAUCUCCACCACUCUCCCCAAAGCCAUGGCCAAUGCCCUCUGGGACGACAGGCACAUCUCCUACUCAGGAUGUGUUGCACAGGUUUUCUUUUUACUUUUCUUUUUUUGUGUAGAGUACUGCAUUCUCACCAUCAUGUCCUAUGACCGCUACGUUGCCAUCUGCAAGCCCCUGCACUACGGGACCUUGAUGGACAGCAGAGCUUGUGCCACCAUGGCAGCAGCUGCGUGGGGCACUGGGCUUCUCUAUUCCCUGCUGCACACUGCCAACACAUUUUCACUGCCUCUCUGCCAAGGCAAUACAGUGAAACAGUUCUUUUGUGAAAUCCCCCACAUCCUCAAGCUCUCCUGCUCAAAAUCCUAUCUCAGGGAAUUUACACUUAUUGUGGUUAGUGCACUUGUGCUUUUUGGGUGUUUUGCUUUCAUUCUUUUCUCCUAUGUGCAGAUCUUCAGGGCUGUGCUGAGGAUGCCCUCUGAGCAGGGACGGCACAAAGCCUUCUCCACGUGCCUCCCUCACCUGGCUGUGGUCUCCCUGUUUCUCAGCACCGUGGUGUUUGCAUACCUGAAGCCCUUCUCCAUUUCCUCCCCAUUCCUGGAUCUGGCGGUGGCAAUUCUCUACUCAGUGGUUCCUCCAACACUGAACCCUAUUAUUUACAGCAUGAGGAACAAGGAGAUCAAGCAUGCCCUCAACAAAGUAAAAGGGAGAAAAAAAAAAAAAAAAAAAAAAGCAAAGAAGCAGGAGGGAAGGAGGAGGGGGAGAAGGGGAAGCGAAUCGUUACACAAUUACUAGGAAAGAUUUCUGGGAUUGGUUACAAAUGUUGCCCUGAUCUGUUGGACUUGUCCAUCAUCAGUUGAAGUGGUUACAAAGUACAUGGAGGAUACAACACCUUGUACAAGUUGAAUAAAACAUGGAAUCAUACAAGGUACAAACACAAGAGCUGCAACAACAUACAGUAGAGAAAAUAGGGUACGUUUGACCCAUGGGCCACCUGGAAGCCAGGAAAAGAAAUCAAAGUCUGGGCCUUUCCAGCUUUGGACAGGAACAUGGGCUAUUUUCUGCAUACCCUGGGCAAUUUAACAACUUCACCAUUGUCAUCAAUCUUAGGCAACAAUUAGAAUCAUUCAAUUUGCCACAGACAACACUCAGUGAUACCUCAGGAGUGGUGACACGAAUGUUACAUGAUGAAUAAAAGGUGGAAAGUGAAAAGAGUACAUUGGACAAUGACCACACAUUUAACAACAACCAAUAAUAAUAGAUAAAUAAGUAAAACAAAACAGAGGUAUUUGUGUCAGCUGCUUUCCCCACCCAGGAACUCCCAGUGUAAGCCAGGAUCCAGAUGGGAAUUCUUCAGUAGAGGCUGUGGUGUUUAUGAAUAGCCAUACGCUAUUACACUUCAGUUAAUUCACUAAAAGCGUAUCUAGUCUAAUUUGACAAUAUGUGGACUUGCCAUGUAAUGUUUUCUAAGAUGAUUUAGUGUCUCGAGAACUUUCCACUAGAGCAUUUCCAAAGCAAUUCAAAUGCUGAGAGGCAAGUUCAAGUAUUGUUACAGCCCACAGAACUUUUCACAGGAUGGUUGUGCAGGAUACCCCCACAGUACAAACCAUCAAAGAGGGGCAAUCCCAGGAACAUACACAUCUCUUAUUAAAACUUAGGCACUUUCCAACAACCAUGUUUUGGAUGGAACUCCUGGACUGGUGGGACACUGAAAAGCAUCAGUGCAAAGGGCUUUCUGAUAGAUUUCUUUUGUGACCACAUCUAACAGAUAUCAGAUGGGUCCCUUGGUUCAUUUCCCAGUUUGUUAGGAAUUGGGAAACACUGUGGAGGAGUUACAUGCAAAUCAUAAUCAGUUUGGUAAAAAGGGGUGAAAGAAGCAAUCAGAAGAAAUGGUAUCACUGUGCAGGGAGUACCAGUAA